GAAGAGCAGAUCUGGGGGGAGAGAUGCCUGUCCUCGAGUCACUCUUGCACAGCGUGAGCAUGAAGUGUCCAGGAGACAUCCAGGGGGAGCCGCCUUGCUGCUUCCGGCCCCUAGGAGGGAGGACGGUGUUGUUUGCGCCAUUUGGUCAAAGGGAGAACCACAGCCGAGGGGUCCGAGGGGUUUGCCCAGGGAUGUGGGCUCACAGAGGGACCUCACAGCCGUAGGGAUGCCCGUGAACAAGAGCCGAGCCUGCCUUGCGGGAGGGCACAGGUUUGGCGCGGCAGCCCCAGAGGACGGCUGCCCCUCUCUUCUGCGAGACUCCGAGAUCUCCACAUGGCAGGAGCUGAGGCAGCUGCGGGAGCAGAUCCGGAGUCUGGAGGAGGAGAAGGAGGCUGUGGCUGAGGCAAUACGGGCCCUGCUGGGAAGCCAUGCACCAACCCUGCUGGGGAGCUCCUAUGAGCCCAUUUCACAGACGGGCAUACCGAGGCUCAGAGAAGAGACGAGAGUUCUCCAAGGACACACAGCUUGGAGGCACCCCGCAUUCAGACUCCAGUCUAGCCUGCUUUCCCCUCUACUGCUCCAGAUCGUAGAAGGUAAACCAGGACAACGGUCAAGUACAGCAGGACCCCCAAUAUCAGAGCCUGCGGGCACAUGGCCGGGAGAUCCGCAAGCAGCUCAUGGUCCUGUACCCCAAGGAGACCCAGCUCGAGGAGCAGUUCUUCCUGCAGGCGCUGAGGCUGCCCAACCGGACCCACCCGGAUGUGCCCCCUGGGGACGAGAGCCAGGCCCGAGUGCUGCACGUGGUCGGAGACAAGCCAGCUUUCUCCUUCCCACCCCGGGGCCACCUGGAAAUCGCCGAGAAACUCGACAUCAUCCGUCAGAAGCGCCUGUCGCACGUGUCCGGCCACCGCUCCUACUACCUCCGUGGGGCUGGGGCCCUCCUGCAGCACGGCCUGGUCAACUUCACACUCAACAAGCUCAUCCACCGGGGCUUCACUCCCAUGACAGUGCCAGACCUUCUCCGAGGAGCUGUGUUUGCUGUGGGAUGACACCAAAUGCCAACCCAUCCCAGAUUUACAACAUCGACCCCUCCCGCUUUGAAGACCUUAACCUGGCUGGGACAGCAGAGGUGGGGCUUGCAGGCUACUUCAUGGACCACUCCGUGGCCUUCAGGGACCUGCCCAUCAGGAUGGUUUGUUCCAGUACCUGCUACCGGGCUGAGACAGACACAGGGAAGGAGCCAUGGGGACUGUAUCGAGUACACCACUUCACCAAGGUGGAGAUGUUUGGGGUGACAGGCCCGGGGCUGGAGCAGAGCUCACAGCUGCUGGAGGAGUUCCUGUUCCUGCAGAUGGAGAUCUUGACGGAGCUGGGCCUGCACUUCCGCGUCCUGGACAUGCCCACCCAGGAACUGGGCCUUCCCGCCUACCGCAAGUUUGAUAUCGAGGCCUGGAUGCCAGGCCGCGGCCGCUUCGGCGAGGUAACCAGCGCGUCCAACUGCACGGACUUCCAGAGCCGCCGGCUACACAUCAUGUUCCAGAAGGAGGCUGGGGAGCUACAGUUCGCCCACACGGUGAACGCCACGGCCUGUGCCAUCCCCCGCCUCCUCAUCGCCCUCCUGGAGAGCAAUCAGCAAGAGGAUGGCUCGGUCCUCGUGCCCCCUGCCCUCCAGCCCUACCUGGGCACCGAUCGGAUCACGGCCCCCACCCACACGCCUCUCCAAUACAUCGGCCCCAACCAGCCCCAGAAGCCCAGGCGCCCGGGCCGGCCUGUUUCGAGCUGAGAACUCACCCUCAUCAGUCAGCAGGGCUGUGGCCGCUUCCUGGAGCUCGGGGGACCCCGGAAGCCCGGGACCUAUUUUC
Molecule: messenger RNA, 1862 nt
Organism: Zalophus californianus (California sea lion)
Lineage: Eukaryota; Metazoa; Chordata; Mammalia; Carnivora; Otariidae
Gene: SARS2
Product: seryl-tRNA synthetase 2, mitochondrial
Exons: 17
Coding region: 227-1783 (518 amino acids)
Biological process (GO): mitochondrial seryl-tRNA aminoacylation
Cellular component (GO): mitochondrion
Molecular function (GO): ATP binding; serine-tRNA ligase activity; tRNA binding
Source: RefSeq, a predicted model, not a curated record